Molecule: messenger RNA, 471 nt
Organism: Chrysochloris asiatica (Cape golden mole)
Lineage: Eukaryota; Metazoa; Chordata; Mammalia; Afrosoricida; Chrysochloridae
Product: ankyrin-1-like
Exons: 4
Coding region: 1-471 (156 amino acids)
Source: RefSeq, a predicted model, not a curated record
AUGUGGACUUUCAUCAUCCAGCUCCUGGUCACGCUAGUGCUCCUGAGCUUUUUCCUGGUCAGCUGUCAGAACGUGAUGCACAUUGUCAAGGGCUCCCUGUGCUUUGUGCUGAAGCACAUCCACCAGGAGCUGGACAAGGAGCUGGGGGAGAGCGAGGGUCUGAGUGAUGAUGAAGAGACCAUCUCCACCAGGGUGGUCCGGCGUCGGGUCUUCUUGAAGGGGGAUGAGCUUCAGAAUAUUCCAGGGGAGCAGGUGACGGAGGAACAAUUCACGGAUGAACAAGGAAACAUUGUUACCAAGAAGAUUGUUCGCAAAGUUGUUCGGCAGAUAGACUCAUCUGGUGCCGAUGACACCCAGGUGCAUGAGGAGGUGAUUGUUGAGGGGCCCCUGCAGGAUGCUAGUGAGCUGGAAGCUGAUCUUGAUUCAUUUAUGAGACAUGCCAAGGAUCACACCUCGACACCCAACCCCUGA